Molecule: messenger RNA, 5309 nt
Organism: Apis cerana (Asiatic honeybee)
Lineage: Eukaryota; Metazoa; Arthropoda; Insecta; Hymenoptera; Apidae
Gene: trp
Product: transient receptor potential
Biological process (GO): calcium ion transmembrane transport; regulation of cytosolic calcium ion concentration
Cellular component (GO): plasma membrane; cation channel complex
Molecular function (GO): inositol 1,4,5 trisphosphate binding; store-operated calcium channel activity; protein binding
Source: RefSeq, a predicted model, not a curated record
UGUGCGUGGAUGUGGUGAAAAAUGAAAUUUGGAUGAUUUCGAAUAGUUAUAAGUUACAUCGAACGAAAAAUGAUUCUAAUUUAUCAUAUCAUUUUAUUGAUAUAUAUUUUGCAGUGAAAAUGAAGUUUUUUUGUUCUUCUUUAUAUCGAGUAGAUAUUUAUUAUAUUUUAUAGGUUAUAUAGUGAUGAAGUGAAAUCUUUUUUCUCAUUCAUUAGUUGAAGUAUACUUUUUUAUACUUAUUCAUGUUUCUUUUUUUUUUAAAUAAUAUUAAAAACCAAGUUUUACGUAAAGCUGUACCGUGUUUAUCUCGGAGAAAGUAGAAGUGAUCUAGUUAACUAGACGAAAUUGUUUCACCGAUGUGCUUAUAUUUCAUGUAACCAAAGAUGUAAUUUCAGAAGGUUUGCUACAAAACUCUAACUGAAAUUGGAGACUAUGAAAUAUCUACCAAUAAAAAUUUUUAAAUGUUUCUCUUUUAAUAUGGAAAACAUUUUAAAGAGAGUUAUCAUAGAUAUGAUAAUUUAAAUAAUUUUCGAAAUUUUAUUUUGUAAUAAUUCGUAAAAAAUGUCCAAUCUUUCGAAUCGCAUGAAAUUAAUAUUUUUUUUCAUAAAUUUAAUACUUUUAUGUUUUGUUUCUUUCGUGGAAUAAGAAAAAGUUGAAUACAGAAUGGACUUAAAUGGAAAUAUUGCGGUCAAGGAUCAGGAUUAAGUACUUUUAGAUUAAAUAUCGAAAUUGAAUUAUGGAUUUUAUAGAAGCAAUGCGGUGCAAUCGAUAACUAUGACGUGUUCACGCUCAUAAGAUUAUCUUCGGAUCAUUACAAAGGAAUCCUAUAUUCUCUGUGUUCAAUUCGAACCUACUUUCCCUCUCGUCACAAUUCCACGUUUAAUAUCAUUACUCAAUUUCACGUUGAAUUUUUAAAAUUAUCUCAAUUUCAACUCCAAUAUUAAUUUUUUCUAUGAUUAAUAAAUUUUUCAAAUAUCUCAAUUUCAAUCUUAUAUUAAGUUUUUCUACAAUUAGCAAAUCAAUUUCAACUCCAACAUUGACUUUUUCUACGAUCAACAAAUUUCCCAAAUCUAAGGGAAAAAUGUUUGAAUGCUACAAUUUCUCAAGGAUCUCCCUUCCAUUCUCUUCAUGUCACACCCCAUCGGUUUGCUUGGAAAAGGACAAAGGUACGUAUAUAUAUUCGAUGAACCAUCUCCGUGAAUAUCCCCGGGAAUAUACACCGACCCAAGAAUGAAUCCAUCCGAGUCGCAACAGAAUCUUCUCGCGGAUGACGCGAGAGCACCGUCGGUACAAUCUCUAAACGCGCCCACGGACUAUAGUCUUGGCCCAGUUGAGAAGCACUUCCUGCUGAGCGCGGAACGAGGUGAUUGUGCCACUGUCAAAAGAUUAUUGCAAGAGAACAAGGAUCAUCCGGAAAUCCUUAAUAUCAACUGCGUGGAUCCUUUGGAUCGAUCCGCUUUGAUCGCCGCCAUCGAAAACGAGAACAUCGAACUCAUCAAGCUACUUCUCGAGUUAGGAAUUCAAGUGAAGGAUGGACUCUUACAUGCCAUAAAGGAAGAAUACGUGGAAGCCGUGGAAAUCUUACUGGAAUGGGAAGAAAAAAUGCACAAGCCUGGCCAACCUUAUAGUUGGGAAGCUGUUGACAAAUCAUCGUCGAAUUUCACCCCGGACAUAACUCCAUUAAUUCUGGCCGCGCAUAAGAACAACUAUGAAAUUUUAAAAAUCCUGUUGGAUCGUGGCGCCACACUUCCUACUCCUCACGAUGCCAGAUGUGGAUGCGACGAAUGUGUGACAUCCAGCGAACAGGAUUCUCUGAGACACUCCCAAGCACGAAUAAAUGCGUAUCGUGCUCUCACCUCGCCAUCUUUAAUCGCUUUAUCUUCGAGGGAUCCUCUUCUCACAGCUUUUGAACUUUCGUGGGAACUUCGUCGAUUGAGUCGAAUGGAACAAGAGUUCCGUUUCGAGUAUGAGGAAAUGCGAGAACUGACGCAAAACUUUGCCACAUCUUUGUUGGAUCACGCUCGCACGUCCUUAGAAUUGGAGAUAAUGUUAAAUUACAAUCCUUAUGGUGAAAAUUGGGAGCCUGGAGAACGACAAACCUUGGAUCGACUCAAGCUUGCUAUUAAAUAUAAACAGAAACAGUUCGUAGCUCAUCCGAAUGUUCAACAAUUACUGGCCGCUAUCUGGUACGACGGUUUGCCUGGUUUUCGAAGGAAAAAUAUGAUUGGACAAUUUAUAGAUGUUGGAAAACUUGCAGCAAUGUUCCCAGUGUAUAGCAGCAUUUAUAUGCUCUCACCAACAUCACCAAUGGGCCUGUUCAUGAAGAAACCUUUCGUCAAAUUCAUCUGUCAUUCCUCCUCCUAUGCAUUCUUUCUGAUGCUUCUUGGAAUGGCGUCGCAACGUAUCGAAUACCUGGUUAUCGAAUUAUUUGGAAACGACUGGUUGCACGAGAUAUUGGCUGGAUGGAAAAGACGCGAACGUGGAUGCAUACCUGGCUUCGUCGAAACCGGUGUCAUCAUCUACGUAAUCAGCUUGAUCCUUGGAGAAAUAAGAUCAUUAUGGUCGGACGGAUUGAUGGAGUAUAUAUCGGAUCUUUGGAAUAUAGUGGAUUUCGUUCAAAAUAUGUUUUACGUGAUUUGGAUUAUGUUGAGAAUAACUGCGUGGAUUAUCGUCCAAAAAGAGUAUAGAAAUGGGUUGGACCCUUGGUAUCCCAGAGAUCAAUGGCACGCCUUCGAUCCCAUGCUUUUGUCCGAGGGAGCUUUCGCCGCUGGGAUGAUUUUCAGUUUUUUAAAGUUAGUUCACAUAUUCAGCGUGAACCCCCAUCUCGGACCACUUCAAAUUUCCCUUGGGAGGAUGAUAAUAGACAUUAUCAAGUUCUUCUUCAUCUAUACUCUAGUAUUGUUCGCCUUUGGAUGUGGAAUGAAUCAACUGAUGUGGUACUACGCGGAUCUGGAGAAACAAAAGUGCUAUAACAUAAAAGAUUUUCCAGAUCUGCCCGACUUCGAUAAUCAGGAGAAAGCUUGCUCGAUAUGGAGACGUUUCGCCAACUUGUUCGAGACAUCACAAUCGCUUUUCUGGGCCAGUUUCGGUAUGGUUGAUCUAAUGUCGUUUGAUCUAACUGGAAUAAAAAGUUUCACCAGAUUCUGGGCGUUGCUCAUGUUCGGCUCUUAUUCCGUGAUAAAUGUGAUCGUCUUACUAAACAUGCUUAUCGCUAUGAUGUCCAACUCCUAUCAAAUAAUCUCGGAAAGAUCCGAUACGGAAUGGAAAUUUGCCAGGAGCCACUUGUGGAUGAGUUACUUCGAAGAUGGCGACACCGUGCCUCCCCCAUUUAACAUGAUCCCAACUUCCAAAACGUUUAACAAAGUCUUGUCGUGUGGCAAGGCUGGUCGUCAAACUAGAUCUCUGAUCAAAAAGUCAAGAGAGAAGGCAAUGGCGAGACACGACACGGUUAUGCGAUUACUGAUCCGACGAUAUGUGACCGCGGAACAAAGGAAACGAGAUCAGUUUGGUAUCACCGAGGACGAUGUAAUGGAAAUCAGGCAGGACAUUUCCACAUUGCGAUACGAGUUGAUCGAUAUUCUUCGACAAAAUGGGAUGAGGACACCUAUGCUCGAGAAACAGGAUGCCGCGAUAUCCGGGAAGAAGGGUCGUGUGAUGGAACGCCGACUCCAGAAGGACUUCCAGAUCGGUAUAGUUGAGGGUAUAGUGAACGCGGUGAUCCAGAAUGAGAAAGAGCCGAAGGACGUAUUCAGUCAAAUUGCGAAGGCGAUCGGCCGCAAGGGCAGCGGAACCAAGAAGAAAGAUUGGAACGCCGUGGUACGGCAGAACACGAUUGCCAAGGAUCCUAUUGGCAGCUCGAACGAGGCAUUUGAAAGACAAACGAGGCGCAGUAUACGCAGAAUUGGCCAUCAACCGAACUCGGAUCUGACCUCGUUAGAUCCUAAUCGUUUGGUAGAUUAUAAUCCAAAUUUGAUGGAAGUGUCACCGACCACGAGGAUCGCUUAUGCGAAAUUCAUGAUGCGCCGGCCCAAAGCGGCGGGAGAAGAAGGAGAAGAAAAUAAAAAGGAAAAUGAAGAAGGACCUCAAAAAUCUGUUCGAAUAUCUAAUGAAAUUAGCGCAAAGCCAUUGUUGAAGAAAACUUUAUUAAAGACUAUAAGUAAUAGCAUGGAGAAAAGUGCAGGAGGCACAUCGGAAAUGAGGACACCGUCACCAAUUCCGGAGGAUCCGAAAGAAGAGGAUAAAACUACGAAAAAAGCAGAACAGCCAAAACCAUCGUUGAAAGAGGAAGAUAAGAGCGCGAAAGAGGACGUGGAAAAGAAGAAGAAAGAAGAAGAGGAAAAGAAGAAGAAAGAGGAAGAGGAAAAGAAGAAGAAGGAAGAAGAGGAAAAGAAAAAAAAGGAAGAAGAGGAAAAGAAGAAAAAAGAAGAGGAGAAAAAGAAGAAAGAAGAAGAGGAGAAAAAGAAAAAGGAAGAAGAGAAUAAAAAAAAAGAACCGAAAAACGAACCGCCGAAAAACGAGCCGCAAGAACCGGUAGCCACGACAAAAUUAAGAGGAAAAUCGAAAGCAACCGGUCAAAUAAUGGGCGGAUGGAUUUAAAUUUUCUUCUAUUUUAUUAUAGCACUUUUCAACGUGUGAUGGUUGAUUUCAUUAUUCACUAAUUGAACAAAUUAUAUUGAAAAUUAUAUUAGAAUAAUUUGAUCAUAAUAUACAACUGUGAUUAUAAUUUUCACAAAACGUAAUUGAGAAAGACAUUUCUUGAUUUUUUGUAUUUAUUUACUUUCAUAUCUAUUUUUCUUUUCAAAAGAAAUUUUUUUUAUAAUUACGUAUAACGAAAUAUAAUUAAUUUAAUUAUUUGGGAUUAAGUAAUUUAUUAAAAGAUUUAAAUUGAUUAUUUGCUUUCAAUUUUCUAUCUUUAUAUGAUAAAUGAUUUUAUCUUAUCUAUUUUUUUUUUUAAUAUUGUUUCGUUUGUUAUAAAUUUUAAUCGAUAUCAAAAAUUAAAGUAAAAAAAAAAAAUAUUUAAUAAGGCAGUUUAAGAACAAAUGGACAUUCAUUCGUGAAGAUUCAUUGUUUGAUUCAUAUUUUUUUACUCUUAUACAUUUAGCAACGCUGCCAACGUUUCAUGAGUAUUUCCGAUUCUCUCGAUUUCCAUAUAAAAUAAAAGUUUUAAGAUACGAUUUUUUUAAAAAAUAAACUUAUACGUGAUAAUAAAAAUAAUUAUUCUUAUUUUACAUCAAAGUUUAUAAUUAGCUUUAUAAUUAUAUCUGACUAUACGGAUAAUAUAAAAUAAAAUAAAAUAAGUUAAUAUAUUA